Eublepharis macularius is the source of this 843-nucleotide messenger RNA. RefSeq names its product SH3 domain-binding glutamic acid-rich-like protein 3. NCBI's taxonomy places the organism in Eukaryota, Metazoa, Chordata, Lepidosauria, Squamata, Eublepharidae. The transcript has a single exon. The record is from RefSeq and is a predicted model, not a curated record. Bases 55 to 336 code for a protein of 93 amino acids. Gene Ontology annotation, cellular component: cytoplasm.
UCUGAGCCAUCCCGCGGCCAAAGGAGAGGGAGCAGCUCGGAGCCCCGCAGCGCCAUGGCUUGCCUCACGGUCUACAGCACCUCGGUGACCGGCUCCCGGGAGAUCAAAUCUCAACAGAGCGAAGUGACCAGGAUCCUGGAUGGAAAGAACAUCCAGUACGUUCUGGUGGAUAUUUCCCAGGAUAAUGCCUUGCGGGAAGAAAUGAGGGCCAAAUCGGGCAACCCCAAAGCCAUCCCUCCGCAGAUUUUCAAUGGGGACCACUACUGCGGGGACUAUGAGUUAUUUGUGGAAGCAGUGGAACAAAACACCCUGCCAGAGUUCCUGAAGCUAGCCUGAGUGUGUUACUUCUCUUCCUCCAUCCUUGCUGGCCUUCUCCCUCCCUUCUUCCCCACCCCAACCAAAACUUGAACUUUGCAUUCCGGAUGAAUCACCACCUAACCUCGUAAGUCAACGUCGAACCUGUCCUGGCCCUGUAGGACCAAACCUCUGCUCCCUUCCAGCUGCCUGACUUCUGUUGCCUGCUUCACUCAGUAGGGCCUUGGAAGGGAAUCCACCAAAAGACACUUUGCACAUUCCCUCAAAUGCCAUGCCUCGGUUCUUGUGCCUCUCUGGAUAAAGAAAUCUGCCCAGUCCAAGGACCUUGGAGUUUGUCUUCCCCAUUUUGUUGUAAAAGCUGAACAUGGGCUUGGGUGUUGCCUCCCAUCUUAUCACCAUUUGCCCUUCGAUGUGCAAACACUCAACACUGCAUGUCCUCUUUCAUUUUAUUGCAGAAAACUAAUACAGCAGAAAGCCUGUUUCUUUUUAUUACAAGGCAGUGCAAAAGCGCUGCACCGGGGUCGUGGG